Molecule: messenger RNA, 900 nt
Organism: Pelagomonas calceolata
Lineage: Eukaryota; Pelagophyceae; Pelagomonadales; Pelagomonadaceae
Source: the annotation of a GenBank genome assembly
ACUGACGGUAGACGGAGUAGAAGGCGCCACUGCUGUUCGCCGCAAUGCAUUGGCCGCGUCUCAUUGCUGUCAUUGGUGCGGCCAAUGGCCUCCGACCGAGUUUCGACCCGAUCGGCUUGGCUGCGCGCGAUGCCGGGCGCCUUAGCCAACUUGACCCUGUCAGACAGCCGUCCAGGGAGACCGCGGCGAUCGUGAGCGCUGCCGCUCUGGCCACAUCAAUGCUGCCGGAAGCGGCGGUCGCCAAGGGAGGUGAAUAUGGGUUAGCCGAGGGCCGCAUCAUUUCUUUAGCUCAUCCGGUAGCGAUGGGCGGCUGCUUCCUGGCGACGCUGUACGCGGGCUACACGGGCCUCCAGUGGCGCAUGUUAAGGGAAUUGGGCGUUGAAUUGAAGGAGGCGCGCGCCGCGGCCUCGGCCGCACAAAAAGCCGUGCAGGAGCACGCCGGCGCCGGCGCCUCCGACGAGGAGGCCCUGGCGCCGCCGCCGCCAUCAUUGGUGCAAGCGGCGUCCGACGCCGACGCGACCGUCGCCGCCCUGACGGAGAAGCGGUCCGCCAUCCAAGCGGGCAACUUCAGAGAUAGGCACUACCAGCUCGGGACGAUUCUGCUCGCCGUGGGCAUCCCCAUGGCCCUCGAGGGCCCGGUGAACACGUACAUGCGCGCGGGCAAGCUCUUCCCGGGGCCCCACGUCUACGCGGGCGUCGGCGUCGCGUCGCUCUGGGCCAUCGCCGCGGCGCUCGUCCCGGAGAUGCAGAAGGGCAAGGAGUGGGCGCGCACGGCGCACAUCGGCGUCAACGCCGUGACUUUUGGUCUGUUCGCCUACUACCAGAUCCCGACGGGCCUCGAGAUCGCGGCCAAGGUGAUCGAGAAGACGAAGUUCCCCUAAUUAGUAUUGUUUCGGUCUU